UUGUAAGCUUAAAUAAAGAUGCUCAACGUCUCGGCUCGAUGGUGCCUUCGAAUCGGCGAAACUGAUUUAUCCUGAAAGGAAAACAGAAGAGCAGAACUCAAUAUAGGAUUUUAACACACAUUUCCACAACCCAUUAAAGUCAUAGUGUAUCAUAAAUCAAUUCCAGCUAUGGAAUUGAAGAAAUCAAUUUCUGAAACCGAGCGCUCAUUGAAGAGCUACGGCUCUGUAUCGGAAACGGAAUGGACAAAAGACAAAGGUCAGUCAGAUGUGUCCAUGGCGGAGAGCAUCAUGUCUCCAGAUGAGAUUGAAGUGGAGAUGGCUCGCAUCCAGCGCCUCAGGGAGGUGCUGGUAAGGAGGGAGUCUGAACUGCGCUUUAUGGCGGACGACAUCCAGCUCUGCAAAGACAUCAUGAGUCUGAAACAGGAGCUGAGGAAGGUGGUAACUGUACCAGAGAAAGAGAAGACCAAGAAACAGAGACAGUGGGAGGAGGAGUUGAUCCUGAAAAUCCAUAAACUGGUGCAGAAGAGGGAUUUCCUAGUGGACGAUGCAGAGGUGGAGAGAUUAAGGGAGCAGGAGGAGGACAAGGAGAUGGCUGAGUUCCUGAGACAGAAGCUGAUGCCUCAGGAGAAGCUGGCCAGAGAAGCUGCCCAAAAUCCCCAGAAGCCCAAGAGACAAGUCCCUGAUCCUCCGCCCAGCAAGCCAUCCGUCACCAAGUCCAUCACCAUCAUCAAGGACUGCUGCGGAGCCACCCAGUGUUGUAUCAUGUAACCGUGGUUACCGAGGAGUUGAGGACAGUACACCCUCCCAUUCACAGCUCCACCCUAGUAACAACAACACAGUCACACUGUACAUCUGUCACCUGACCUGGUCUCUUGGUGUCAUAUCACCUAUCGUUACAUCAUUUCCUGUGAUCCAGAGAACCCUGGUGCAAAAUGGACGCCCUUAUACGUGAUAGAUGGACAGGCCUGGCCACAUGUAAAUAACGGAAUAACAGAAAUGUAAAUGAAAUAUGUGGCACUAUAUAAUGUUAAAAGGCAAUUGGAAAUUGAAUAUAUGGGACCUGUACAGUAUUGUAAGCAAUACACCAAUUUAUAUUGAUUUAGGGACAUCCCUCUUGAAACAUUCUUCAGAGACCAAUAAUGACAUAUAUUCCUCAGAUUUAUAAGCACAACGUCCCAUACCCAACCACAAACGCACCAUACCAAGGUUCUCUGCCCACCAGGAAAUGGCAUCAUGACUUAAUUGUUAUUGACUUUGUCAUUUUGAAUAACGGGUGUUUACUGGAUGCUUCCAUUCCAACCCUUAACGGAACAACUAGAACUCCUCUCAGACUUAGGACUGUAUGCUUACCAGGGUGGGGUCAAUUCCAUUCCAACCCUUUAACAGAACAACUAGAACUCCUCUCAGACUUAGGACUGUAUGCUUACCAGUGUGGGGUCAAUUCCAUUCCAACCCUUUAACAGAACAAAUAGAACUCCUCUCAGACUUAGGACUGUAUGCUUACCAGGGUGGGGUCAAUUCCAUUCCAACCCUUUAACAGAACAAAUAGAACUCCUCUCAGACUUAGGACUGUAUGCUUACCAGGGUGGGGUCAAUUCCAUUCCAACCCUUUAACAGAACAAAUAGAACUCCUCUCAGACUUAGGACUGUAUGCUUACCAGGGUGGGGUCAAUUCCAUUUCAAUCCAGUCAAUUACUUACCGAAUUACCAUAUUUGAAAAUGAAUUGAUCCAACCCUGAUGCUUGCUCUGGAACUGUAGAUUAUGAAACACUUCACUCACUGCAGUACAUUUUCUAUCCCUUUAUUGUAAAAGUAUACUUCCUAUAUAAACAGUAUUGCUGAACACAGUUGCUAUGAUACCAUUUACAUUGGCAAGCUGCAACAAUCGCAUGAUUGAGUUUUGUUUUUCUAUGAUGUACAUUAACCAGCCAGUAUACACACGCAUUUAUGUUGCUAAGGCAAAGUCAGCCUUACAACUGGUCAUUCUUAUCUUCACCAAAACAUACUGGUAGUUAUUACCAUGGUAUCACUACAAUAUUAUUCAUGAUUACAAUGAAUAAGUAUAGCAAAGGAAAACAAUUAGCGUCAUACUACGAGUCUUGCAAUUUCUACGGCAAAACAAGAAGAGGUGAAUGCAAUUCUUUAUUUGUACAUGCCUUUGUUAAGAUUCUGGAAAAGAAAGUGUUUGUUGGAAUCUAAUGUUUGUAGAAGAUUAGGGAGUCCUGUUCAACAAAGUGACCCUCUACUUCAGAAUAUUGUCCUCUAGCCCCAAGCCUCCCUUUGUAUAGAUCUCGGAAGUAUUUUCCAUGACUCAAGUCCUUCUCCUUGCUUUUGAGAAGCGAAGAAUUGAGGAAAACACUGAGACUCAUCCCUGAACUUUGUUCUGUAGUUUAUUAGUGAUGCUUUAAUUUCCAAAUUGAACAAUAUGCAUAAAUGAGCCGAAAUGACCUGUACAUAUACAGUACCGGUCCAAAGUUUGGACACACCUACUCAUUACAGGGUUCUUUAUUUUUACUACUUUCUACAUUGUAGAAUAAUAGUGAAGACCUCAAACCUAUGAAAUAACAUAU
Oncorhynchus gorbuscha (pink salmon) is the source of this 2570-nucleotide messenger RNA. RefSeq names its product bMERB domain-containing protein 1-like. Lineage: Eukaryota; Metazoa; Chordata; Actinopteri; Salmoniformes; Salmonidae. The record is from RefSeq and is a predicted model, not a curated record. Gene Ontology annotation, biological process: negative regulation of microtubule depolymerization. The coding region runs from base 169 to 768 and encodes 199 amino acids. The transcript is spliced from 6 exons. Gene Ontology annotation, cellular component: microtubule cytoskeleton.